AUGACAUCGGUGGUUUCUUCUUCAGAACAUGUGAUUAUUAUUGUAUUGUGGAAAUAUCGGUUGAGUUUGUAUCGUUGGAAACGGAGAGAUGAUGUCAAGAUUAUCGUUGUGGCACCUCCACGGAUGCUCGUUGAUGAGACCAAUGUCGAUGUCUACUAUCAAGUCGAACCGCCAAUUCGCGAUCACGACCACUGUCUCUUGAUGCAUAAAGUCCGCGAACUUUGUUCAAUUUUCUCGUCAAAAAACCCGAAAUUAGUUGUCUUCGAGAGAUCUUUACAACGUCCAAUUGCACAAAUUCGACGAGAUAUGGAAGUGGAUGGAUUCAAACCGGAACAACUUUUACAUUUCAUGCAUGCAGAAGAGGCGAUUACAAUGAGAAAUGGAUUAGCUGCAAUCAGUUUGAGACAAUGCUCUUUAUCCGGAACACCACAACCGGACACGUGGGCAGAGGCUGUUAGAAAUCAGAUCGGUGGAUUUCCAGCAGUCGUUCGGCCUCUCCGUCAUCACUGUGCCCAUUCCGUUGGUUUCAUCAGAAACGAGAAUGAGUUCAAGAAUUGGUUCAGACGAAACUCAAGUGUUCACCGUAACGAACAUUAUGUUGUACAAGAAUACGUGGAUGAUGGACAUGAAUUCAAUGCAGUUUGCUCUUCAACUGAAGGAAUUCUUGGAUGUAUUUCAGCAAUCGAGACACAUCGUUCUGUUUUAGAAUGCAUUCAGAACCAACAAUCAUAUGCUUUGGAGUAUCUUUCAGCCAAUCAGACAAGGGAUAUUUUUCCUGGAUUAGAAUCGUUUUGUAUUCAGGUAAUCAAAAGUGUAUUCCCUAGUUCCUAUCUCGGUCUGAUCUUCAUCCGUGGGUAUUACAAAGAUCACAACGAAAUAUUCUUCCUCGGAUUUGGUCUUGAGCCUGAUAGUGAAACAGCCAGACAUCUCUAUGCACUUCCUCAGAGUUGUCCGUGGGAAGUUUUAGCAUUGACGGCGCAACUUGGACCUCAACCUGAAGACUCCACGAACGUCGACAACAACUAUCACUUGGUGAUCAAUUUUCCAUCUGCCGAAGGAGUUUUGAUACAUCAAACUAAUAUCUUGAGAAGAGAAAGUAACAUGCGAGUCUCUUGGAAAAGUGCUGAAAGUGCUGAAAUGAAGGAUAGUGAUCACCUAGAUGACAAUGUACUUCAAGUGUUUCUUUGGAAUUCAAAUAGAACUAAACUACUUGCCGACUGCAAUGAUAUCAUGAGAUCAACUGACAUCACUAUUGACAGAAAUGCAUUAAACGAAAGACAUAGUUUGUGUCGGAAGAAUGUGGCAAAGUUAACUGCAAAGGAGCUCGUCAGAAGCUGCACGACAACCGACUAA
This is a messenger RNA of Caenorhabditis remanei, 1353 nucleotides long. RefSeq lists its product as uncharacterized. The transcript is spliced from 7 exons. Bases 1 to 1353 code for a protein of 450 amino acids. The record is from RefSeq and is a predicted model, not a curated record. NCBI's taxonomy places the organism in Eukaryota, Metazoa, Nematoda, Chromadorea, Rhabditida, Rhabditidae.